Messenger RNA from Nothoprocta perdicaria, 1322 nucleotides. RefSeq names its product cysteinyl leukotriene receptor 1 (gene CYSLTR1). The record is from RefSeq and is a predicted model, not a curated record. Gene Ontology annotation, biological process: G protein-coupled receptor signaling pathway. Gene Ontology annotation, cellular component: plasma membrane. NCBI's taxonomy places the organism in Eukaryota, Metazoa, Chordata, Aves, Tinamiformes, Tinamidae. The transcript has a single exon. The coding region runs from base 24 to 1061 and encodes 345 amino acids. Gene Ontology annotation, molecular function: leukotriene receptor activity.
GGACCAAUCGUCACGUGGGAGACAUGAGCAUCCUGUCCGAUAACUUGUCGUGCCACCACGCCAUCGACGACUUCCGCAACCGCGUGUACUCCACCUUGUACUCCAUGAUCUCCAUCAUGGGCUUCGUGGGCAACGGCGUCGUCCUGUAYGUGCUCAUCAAGACCUACCGGCAGAAGACAGCCUUCCAGAUCUACAUGCUCAACCUGGCCGUCUCCGACUUUCUGUGUGUUUGCACGCUGCCCCUUCGGGUCGUUUACUAUGUGCACAAGGGAAACUGGUUCUUCAGCGAUUUGCUGUGCAGGAUCAGUUCRUACGCGCUCUACGUCAACCUCUACUGCAGCAUUUUCUUCAUGACCGCGAUGAGCUUCUUUCGCUGCAUAGCCAUCGUUUUUCCAGUGCAGAACAUCAACCUGGUGACGGAGAAGAAGGCCAAGCUGGUCUGUGUUGGCAUCUGGAUCUUUGUUACGCUGACAAGCGCUCCCUUCCUGCGCAACGGGAGUUACGAACACGGCAACAAGACCAAGUGCUUCGAGCCCCCYGAAAACUCCCAGAAGACAAAUCUCGUCGUGAUCCUGGAUUUUAUUGCCCUGUUUGUGGGCUUCAUUUUGCCCUUUGUUGUCAUAACCAUCUGCUACACCAUGAUCAUACGGACCCUGCUGAAAAAUUCCCUGAAGAAGAACCAGGCCAACCGCAAGAAGGCCGUGUGGAUGAUCAUCAUCGUGACGGCUACCUUCCUGGUCAGCUUCACCCCCUACCACAUCCUGCGUACGGUCCAUCUGCACGUGCUGAGGCUGAAGAACGCCAGUUGUGAGGAUGCCAUCUACCUGCAGAAGGCUGUGGUGGUCACGCUGCCCUUGGCAGCAUCCAACUGCUGUUUUGACCCGCUCCUCUACUUCUUUUCGGGGGGCAACUUUCGGAAGAGACUCACCACAUUUAGGAAGGUCUCUUCCUCCAGCAUAACGCAGGCCUUCAGGAAAAAGUUCUCCAUCAAAGAAAGGGAUGAGGAACCCUUUGGAGAAAGCCAAAAGGUAAAUGGGAAYGCGACGGAGGGCCAUUCGUAGAGCGUUGAGUUUUCCUGCGGGAUCUCAAAUGGACAACCAAGAUCACAAAACUGUUUCAGUGACGAUGAACAAAGCCCGUAAAUCAUUGUCGCAAUUAGGUAUAUAAUAAUUAGAGUGGACAGUCUAGUUUAUGCUAGUUGGAAAUGGGGCUGGGACUGUGAGGUGAUGAGGAGCACGGGCUCCUCGAGCCGGGGCAAGCCCAGACAGAGCCCACAGCCGCGUCCAGCCCCUCGGCGGGAGCAUCGGCAUCAACGGCCUUUA